CUAAUAGAAGUGAGUACUUCUUAUACAUAGACAGGCGUUGCCUAUCUAAACGCACUCCGGUCAAGGAAACGUCGCUGACUUCCUGGCCUUCUUGCUACUAUGGCCUCGCUGAUGAACUCUAACCGUCUUGGCAAUCGCGCUGCACCAUGCCGGACCCGGCGAAAUGUCCGGCUUGUUGUUCACGCGACACAAAGCGGAAACUACCAGUCCGGGUCGCAAGCGCUGUCGCAGUCGCAACCCACGACAGGGCGUGCAAAGGUUCUGCAGCUGCUCGGGGAGGGACUGGGGCUGUACAACGGCGCUGAGCAGUUUGAGCCGGCCGUGAAGCAGCUCAUCCUGGAGAAUCCUACCGUGGCGCCAGGCAGCUUUGCUGUACAGCUGGGCCAGGGAACGUGGCAGGUGUUCCACGCGCCGCACAUCAGCAAGAUGAGCUCGGCCCUGUCCACUCGCUUCUCGCCGAUCCAGUACCGCCUGACCGGCACCGCGCUCGUGUCCAACGUCAAGUACAGCUCCCCGCUGCUGGGCGACGGCUGGCUAUCUGCGGGAGGCACCAUGGCUCGCAAGUACGAUGACGCUGUGGAGGUGACCUUUGACCGGUUCUGGGUUGACCUGGGCGCGGAUAGCCUGCGCGCGGACCUCCCGGCCGACUCGGCGAAGCAGCUCUUCACGCCCGACGGCGUCGUCGGCGCACUUGGCCGCGCCGCCUUCUUUCCCCAGCUGGCCGUGUUCCCGGUGCUGUACCUGGACUCGGACCUGGCAGUGUUCAAGUUCACGCCGCUGGACUCAGCCAUUGCGUGCCACCGCGUGGCGUAGUGAGUGACGGGCUCCUGCGGCUGGGGGUUGGCAGCAAGAUUCCUCCCUAGAAGGGGUGGAGGCGCUGGCUGCAUUUAGAGUGACUUUGCGUGGGGCGGGGCGCGAUUACGGUAGUCAAACUAUAAGACGAAGGGGCGCCAAGUCUGAGGCGCGCAGUGAGCAAAGCAAACAGCACAUUCAAGCUGAUUUGCAGGGGUGGUUUUCAAGUAUUAUGUGCGUGGCGAUUCAUUCAUAUUGCUCUAGCGUCAGUCAUUACCGUAGUGAACUGCCGACACGUACUUCUUGGUAGUGCUCUAGCGUAACCAAUGCAAUCACUAGUGACUAUUACAUUUGCGAAGCGUCUACCUGUGCGGUGUGCGUGUAGUCCUGGACGCAGCACCAGGCGUAAUAGCCCACUUGCAUAGUGGUCCAGACACCGUCAACAUGAUACCGUCAUGCUUGUAACUAGUUCCGCCGAGCUUAAUGAGGAGCAUAAGUGCGUCCAUUCACACUCGCCGACGGCACACUGUAUAAUGAGAUGCCUCAACUCCGCUCAGCCGUCAUCCGCCUGCACAUUGCCCGCAGCAUCAUUGGCCAGUCCCCCUCCCCAUAUGCCACACACGCACAUGCGCUGUCAUCUCCAUCGGUGCUGCACCUACUGAACAUUAUGGACCCACAAACUCGAAACCGGAAACAGUCCGCACGACCGCACUCCAGUGUCAGCCCAUUAGGCAACUCAUCCUUGAGCUCCUGCGGGCUCCCUUCCACCGCAGUGUCGAGUCGACCAAAGCUCAUGCCAGCCAAAAUCAGAGAGUUCAUGUGCAUGUAUGCGCCAGGCGUAAAUGGGUGCGAAGGCUGUAUGAGCGCGCCGCGGGCGUGUCAAACGGCCCCUGGACGCAGGCACCCAGACGCGUACGAUCGCGAGUGUGGCGUUGCAGUGUGUCUGUGUGGUGCUAUCGCCUGGCCGGGCGCCCGGAGCGUGAGGAAUGCGCAUCAGCAAACUUCCAGCCAGCCAGCAACUUGUCGGUACAGUAACUCCGGCGUUCGACCAGCCAUGCACUUCUGCUCUGCCGCUGCAAACUGUUUGCCGUCUGCUUGGGGUAUGGGCGUCAGCUGCACCCUACGGGACGUCGCCAACCUGCCUAAACCCUGUCCCAUCACACACCCAGACGCGUACGGCCGGGACGGAACCCCUUUUUCGCCACGCAUACGCAUGGUGGUUAGCCCGGGCAAGCCAGCUGGGUCGAUCCGCCCCCCCCCCCCGCAAUUCUGAAACUGGCCCCCGCCUUCAUUAGGCUCCGAGCUACGCUCACCCACAUUGGCAAUUCGCCUCACAUGUGAGCCUUUCUGGUGAAGCGACGCUUUCCCUGCCCAGCACAAAUUUGCAUGGUGCUUUGCUUCAGAUAUGACGGACGUUUGCAAUCGGUGCAGGCACGUUCAGCGAGAUUUCGCCGGUUCAGGCUCGUCUUCGUCCUUGCGCUUGGGCAAAGGCACAAGGAAAACGGCUACCAGAUUCCACACGACUAUAAAGGCAAUGCCCAACAGGACUAAACGUCGGUCAGAUCUAAGGUGUUGCAAGAAGUCAAGCAUGUUCAGUAAGCAGCGACUCGCUGACGGCAAGCUAAUUGGUAUCGGUCACAUGGUCUUAGUAAGGUGCAGACGUGUCCAAAUUCAGACCUGAAACUUGACCACAAUCGGAGUGCAUGGCGCUCGUGUGGGUCGCAGUUUCCCGCAUCGAAAGCCGCUGUGUCCCCCGACCUUUGCCCACUGGCCAUUCCUUCCCCGUUGCCCAUGUAAGUGGGGAUUCUA
Chlamydomonas reinhardtii is the source of this 2601-nucleotide messenger RNA. RefSeq lists its product as uncharacterized. The transcript is spliced from 6 exons. NCBI's taxonomy places the organism in Eukaryota, Viridiplantae, Chlorophyta, Chlorophyceae, Chlamydomonadales, Chlamydomonadaceae. The coding region runs from base 100 to 813 and encodes 237 amino acids. The record is from RefSeq and is a predicted model, not a curated record.